Zonotrichia leucophrys gambelii is the source of this 910-nucleotide messenger RNA. RefSeq lists its product as uncharacterized. The transcript is spliced from 4 exons. NCBI's taxonomy places the organism in Eukaryota, Metazoa, Chordata, Aves, Passeriformes, Passerellidae. The coding region runs from base 240 to 863 and encodes 207 amino acids. The record is from RefSeq and is a predicted model, not a curated record.
GCUUCACGGUGCCCCCAGCCCGAGCUGUCCGACCGUGCUCUUCACCUCCUGUCAGUCAGGGUGAACUUGCUCGCCUUGUUUGUGCUCCGGCGGGUCGGUUUUGACUUACCCCUGUGGUAUGUGGAAGCGCCGACUCCAAUAAACUAUUAACUCUUUCCCGUGCUGCCAUCGGGCUAGGUUUUGCCGGGACGGCUCCGCCGCCCUUUUAAGGAAAAGCCGGAACUGGGCUCCCGAGUGCGAUGCGCCCGUGGGGUCACAGCCCCUCCGGAGGCCCCGCCGAACCGGACACUCCUCACGGCCCGGCGCACGGCCGGGACGUCCCGCGGGGGGAGUGGUGCCCGCUCGCCUCAGGGGUUCCUUUGUCACGCCGCCCGCUGCCGUCGCGUCCGCGUUCCUCUCCGCGGAGCCCGCUCCAUCUUCCCGCCGGGCUCGGUGCCCCGCUCCAGCCGCUGGGCUUCGCACCUUGCUUGCUGCCACACCGCACCUCUGCCCGCCACCGCCACCCGCAGCUGCUCCGCGGGCGGGAUGUUUGGGGAGAAUCCGAGCGCCGGCCUUCCACCGGAGCGUGGUUCCCGACGCUUUCCCCGACGAUCGGAUGCCGGCUUGAUCGACUUCCCUUCGCACGGUGCCGGCGGGAUCGCGCCCGGAUUCAGCGCAGGGGAAGGCAAGAGCGUGGUGCAUACAUUCCCGGCCGCAGCCAUGAGCAGGGGUAUCAGUCACCGGUUCCAUGUCACGUUCAGCUGUCCGAAGUUGCUGGGCAGGCUGGAAUCCUAAGCGCACCAACAGGUUGGCAGGCUGAUCGUUCUGCUUCCAUGGAGCUUGGCAGGACACUGGAGCUGCUCUUGCAGGAACACCAGACCUAGAUCUCACGCAACCAUUGAUAGCAGUUCUGAUCAGAAGGUGGUGACGG